GAAUCCCUGGCGGUGGUGCGCUAUCUUCAUGUGUGUGCUAUUUCAGCCCACCAAGUGAAGUGCACACCUCCUUUCUUCCCUCUCCCUUCCACACUCUCUGGCCUGGCAGCUUCCCCUUCUUCGCAUUCCAAGCACUCCCCUCCCUUGUCCUGCUCCAGCUGCUCAUUCAUCCCAUCUCCCUUGCUCAUUCCUCAUCCUCCUCCAGCGACUUCACACCGUAAAGCCCAAGCCGCAAUCCUCCAAUUGCUCCCCUAGCCAAUGCCACUUCUCACUCGCUCCGGGCGCAUCAUCCUGCUCCUGGGACUCAAUAUCGUCGUCUUCCUGGCCGAGAUCAUCGUCGGCUACAAGACCGGCUCCCUCGCGCUCAUUGCCGAUGCCUUCCACAUGCUGUCGGACGUGCUUUCCCAGAUCAUUGCCCUCUAUGCCAUCCGGUUGGCUGCAAAAACCGAGUGGCAGCCCACGUUAUCCUAUGGAUGGCAGAGAGCCGAACUGCUCGGUGCGCUCUACAACGGCGUUUUCCUUUUGGCCCUGUGCUUCUCUAUCAUUCUGGAUGCUAUUGAGCGGUUCUUCAAGCCCGAGGAUAUUGAGGAUCCAAAGCUGGUCUUGAUCGUCGGUGGUAUUGGUCUUGCCUGCAAUCUGUUCGGUCUGGUCCUCUUCCACGACCAUUCAGGACAUGGUCACAGCCAUAGCCAUGGUCAUAGCCACGCCAAGAAGGCCAAAGCGAACGAGAAACAGACCACUGACGACGUUCCUGUCCCUCCAUCGGCUGCUCUAAGCAACCGCGAGGGCGCUGACCCAGAAAGGCAAUCCAUCGACCGUCGUCCUAGUCUCCGCUACCAAUCGUCCCUCGAAAUGAUCUCUCCUCUGAAGGAGGUCAACCUGCAGAAUCUUCAGCAGGCUGUCCUAGAUGUCCAGAAACAACUCGAGGACGAUGAGCGGUUCGAAAGAGAGGAUGCAGUCAGUUCCGACAGGCAUCGCCCCAAUGCCGUUGUCGUGAGCAUGGAUGCUGAAGACCAUGACAAUCACAACCACGCUCACGAAAAGGCCCACCACAACGAUCAUGCUGGCCACGAUCAUCACAGCCAUGGGACUGAGGGCAAGAAGGGGAAAAUGCCCUCUGGUGAAGAUCUUAACAUGCGAGGCAUAUUCGUGCAUGUUUUGGGCGACGCGCUUGGUUCAGUUGGGGUGAUCUUCACCGCUCUCAUUAUCUGGUUGACCAAUUUUUCGUGGAGAUUCUAUUUUGAUCCCAUUAUCAGUCUGUUGAUUACGGCGAUCAUCAUCCACUCGGCUGUUCCCUUGGUCCGAUCUGCAUCCUUUAUCCUACUGCAGGGCGUUCCUGUUGGUGUUGAAAUCGAGGAGAUCCGCAAGGAAAUCAAGGCCAUUCCAGGUGUGAUCUCGAUCCACGACCUGCAUAUCUGGCAGCUUACCAACAUCAAGAUGGUUGCCUCACUGCAUGUCCUCGUCGCAAAUCAGGAAGCCUUUACGACGGUCUCGAGGGCUGUCAAGACUAUCAUGCAUCGCGCCGGUGUCCAUUCCACGACCAUUCAGCCCGAAUUCCCUAGUAUGAACCCGCACCUCUUCCAGAUUGCCAAUGCCAAGAACGGUCUGCGACUCCGCAACGCCUCCUUGGACGAUGACGCCAAUGGCCUGCUUUCUGUAAGUGAUUUGAGCAGCCGCGCAACUUCUCUCGGUGCUCAAAGCGAAGAGUUUCUCCCAAGCGGAUCUAUGGCUCGACCAAGCUCCCCUGGGCACGGUACUGUCGGAGCAAGCACUUCGGCUGCUGGAUCCAACGCCAGCGUCCUAAUUCUUACGCCAGAAGAACAGACUGCUGUGGACGAAUCAAACUGCGCACUCCUCUGUAUCGAUGGCGAGCAAGCCUGCGACGUAGGACGCUGCUGCACCGCUCCUGUGAAGCGGUAGAGGUGACGAAUGUGCUCUAAGAAUCCGGUACCGCGUCGCCUCAUACCUUUGUUGCCUAGUUCAUUCUUAAUUUAAUAGAGGCGAGAAAGAGUUUCUCUUCCUCUCUGUAUCUCUCUAUUCAUUCCCAUUCCUACAUUACAAGACGCAGAAAGUACUAUAGAUUGCAUUUAUUUUAAAAUAAAGACC
This is a messenger RNA of Gamsiella multidivaricata, 2106 nucleotides long. Its product is annotated as cation efflux family-domain-containing protein. The record is from RefSeq and is a predicted model, not a curated record. Gene Ontology annotation, biological process: intracellular zinc ion homeostasis; zinc ion transmembrane transport. Gene Ontology annotation, cellular component: membrane. Gene Ontology annotation, molecular function: zinc ion transmembrane transporter activity. Lineage: Eukaryota; Fungi; Mortierellomycota; Mortierellomycetes; Mortierellales; Mortierellaceae. The transcript has 4 exons. The coding region runs from base 259 to 1920 and encodes 553 amino acids.